UGAGAGAGAGAGGGAGAUUCAUUUUCAUUAUUAAUAAUUAACCAAUGAAAUUUUAUGAGUCAAAACUCCCAAAGUCUCAACAUUGUGGAAGAAGAGUGACACACACAAAAUACUCCUUUUAGUCUCUCAUACUCUACUUUUUAAGGGAAUGGCAUGGCCGUCUUCUCCUUCUCCAACUCCAUUAAAACCUUUGCUAUCUCACUAACCCUCUUCUCCAUUCUCCUCUUCUUCCUCCUCACAACCCCAACCCCCCCUCCUGCUCCAUCUUCACCUCUAAUUCCCCGUAGAUCCCUUCUCAACGACACCACCACAGAACUUUCUUGCUCCUCCGUUAAAUCACAGUCCAAUGGCCUUUUCAACUAUCUCUCCCUCCAUUUCUGCCUGUUUAACAAAAACCCAUUUCUCUCAAUCCCUUUCCUCUCCCUCCUCCUCGUUCUCCACUUCUACAUCCUCAUCAAGACCGCACAGGAUCACUUCUCCGUCGUCACCACCAAGCUCUCCUUUCACCUCAAUUUGUCGCCGAGCAUGGCCGGCGUGACCCUCUUGGCUCUCGGAAAUGGUGCCCCCGACGUGUUCGCAUCCGUCGCUGCUGUCCGCCGAGGCCAGUAUCGAACUGGGUUCGGCGCCAUACUGUCGGCCGGCACUUUCGUCUCGGCUUUGGUUGUUGGAUUUGUGGCGAUUUACGCCGCACCCUUUUCUCUGAAGCCGGCGCCGUUCGUUAGGGACGUGUCGUUUUACCUUAUUGCGGCGUUGUUUCUGUUCUAUGUGUAUCUUAGUGCCGAGAUUUUUUUAUGGCAGGCAGUUGGGUUCGUUUUGUUUUACUUGUUUUUUGUUGGGUUUGUGUUUUGGAUGGAUUUGGGAAUGGGCGCCGAUAAAGGGAAGGGUGGGAGUGAAAUGGGUUUGAUUGGAGAAGUUGAUGAACGGAAAGAUCUGUUGGUCCAUGAUUGCGAGAUCGGCCUAGUAUUACAGCAUGCCCAUGGAGAAAAACCAAGUUUUGGGCUCAGGCGAGCUCUUGCAUUGAUCUCAAAAGCAUGGGAGCUCCCAGUCUCUAUUCUUUUAAAGCUUACAAUUCCCCAGACUGCACCUUCCAAGUGGAGCAGAUUUUGUUCAUCAGCCAAUAUUGCUCUUUGUCCACUAGCAAUUCUCUACGCAGGCAACUCUUUUGUUCCAUUUGAUCAUCCCAUUCACUUCCUCCUUCCACACACCCGUUUUCCCCUUUGGCUUGUAGUAUUUUUUGGGUGCUCCAACCUCGCGCUUCUCCACUUCAUAACAGAGAAAGAACCACCAAAAACCGAGCAUAUACCUGUAGUGAUCAUAGCAUUCCUGAUGAGCGUUUUCUGGAUAUCUACUGUUGCUGGAGAACUUCUCAACUGCCUUGCAGCAUUAGGGUCACUUCUCAAGUUACCCCCUUCAAUUCUCGGCCUCACUGUCCUUGCUUGGGGUAACUCAGUUGGGGAUCUUGUCGCUGACGUUGCUGUUGCUAAGGCAGGACACCCUGCAAUGGCCAUGGCUGGGUGCUUUGCUGGGCCGAUGUUUAACAUGCUCAUCGGUCUGGGGACGGCGUUGGUGAUACAGACAAGCAACAUUUACCCUGAAGCUUAUGAGCUUCAUUUCCACACUGGAAUUGUAAUGGCAUUUGUAUUCUUGCUUCUCAGCCUGAUGGGCUCAUUAUUGGUGAUUACAUGGCACAGAUUCCGAGUUCCUAGGUUCUGGGGAUUCUGCCUCGUUGGCAUCUAUGUUGUUUUCACUGCUGUUAGCUUAGUUAUUGCCAAGUUCUCAGGGUGACAUUGUUCUAUAUAGCUAAGUUCUCAGCUGUACAUGCCAAUUCAAUUGCCAAGUCUGAUCGGGAGAUCACAUUCCAAACUUGAUAUAUAUAUAUAUAUAUAAAAAAAAUUAGGUGUGAUAAAGAAUUACUUGUAUUUUAACUGCUAGGUCUUUGGUGAUCCUGUGACACGAAAUUCUGUUGUAAUAGGAAAAUAAAUUCAUAGGUAUAUUUUUGGAAAAUUUACAUCCUAAUACAUUUUAUGCUUCAAAAACUUUUAUGCAUAACUUUCUCUUUUUCUUU
This is a messenger RNA of Humulus lupulus (European hop), 2065 nucleotides long. Its product is annotated as cation/calcium exchanger 5. The coding region runs from base 154 to 1785 and encodes 543 amino acids. Gene Ontology annotation, molecular function: monoatomic cation transmembrane transporter activity. Gene Ontology annotation, cellular component: membrane. Gene Ontology annotation, biological process: monoatomic cation transport; transmembrane transport. NCBI's taxonomy places the organism in Eukaryota, Viridiplantae, Streptophyta, Magnoliopsida, Rosales, Cannabaceae. The record is from RefSeq and is a predicted model, not a curated record. The transcript has 2 exons.